AUGCCAUCCCCUUUCCCCGCGUCUACCUCCAAAGCUGGCCAUGGCAUCGUUCACCUGACGCUUAUCGGCUCGACGCCCACCUUCACCACCUUGACCUACUCGUACCCGCUCAAGCUACUUCCCUCGGUAUCUCAUAAGCUUCCUUCGAAAUUAAAGGAUGCCUCUACCUCUGAGCUUAAUGGAUCAUCCCAACCAGCAGCCCUGCCCUCAACAUGUCCCCUCCUCUUCCUCCUCAACUACGGCGGCGGUCUCCUCGCAGGUGAUACCAUCUCAAUCACCCUUACUCUCGACCCUGGCACUCGAAUAUGCUGCACAACACAGGGAAUGACACGUGUCUACGCUCCUGCAGCCUCCUCCAUAUUGUCUCAUCCGCCUUCUUCGCAGAUACUCCACGCUACAGUCGGCGCUGGUGCUGCACUCUGGCUUGCUCCUGAUCCUGUCCAGCCGUUUGCAGGUAGCUACUACGCACAAUUUCAAACCUUUGAAGUUGCGGAUGGAGGAAGUGUGGGCUUUGUGGAUUGGUUCACCGAGGGCAGGACAGCUAGAGGGGAGAAAUGGGACCUAGCGUCAUGGAGGGGCAGAAACGAUGUUUUCGCUGUCUCUUCGACGGACAGUGCGAAUGCGGAAAGGAAGAGGCUACUAGUGAGGGAUGCUAUUAUGCUUGAGCAGCCGGGCUUGAGAGCACGAAUGGACAACAUGGGCAUUAUGGGAACGCUCGUGUUGAGAGGACCGCUGUUUGAGAGCCUAGGCAAAUUCUUCGUUGACGAAUUCGCUUUGAUGCCACGCAUUGGAGGGCGAAAUUGGGAGACAUCUGAGGCUAGCGGUGAUUUGAAGAAGCUGAAUACACGCGACGAUUGGAGGCAACAGAGACAAGAGGCUGAGAAGAACGGGCAGGUGCUGUGGAGCGCUUGUCAUGUACGAGGGUGCACAAUAGUGAAGUUUAUGGCUCCUGCACUACAGCCUGCAAAAGACUGGUUGGUCAAUAUGCUGAGAGAAGAAAGAACGGUCACGAAGGAAUUUGGUCCCUGCGGGGGAUGGUUCGAACGUUGA
Messenger RNA from Bacidia gigantensis, 1050 nucleotides. RefSeq lists its product as uncharacterized. The record is from RefSeq and is a predicted model, not a curated record. Gene Ontology annotation, molecular function: nickel cation binding. NCBI's taxonomy places the organism in Eukaryota, Fungi, Ascomycota, Lecanoromycetes, Lecanorales, Ramalinaceae. The transcript has a single exon. Bases 1 to 1050 code for a protein of 349 amino acids.